Messenger RNA from Molossus molossus (Pallas's mastiff bat), 2506 nucleotides. RefSeq names its product forkhead box O1 (gene FOXO1). Gene Ontology annotation, cellular component: nucleus. The record is from RefSeq and is a predicted model, not a curated record. Gene Ontology annotation, molecular function: DNA-binding transcription factor activity, RNA polymerase II-specific; RNA polymerase II cis-regulatory region sequence-specific DNA binding. Lineage: Eukaryota; Metazoa; Chordata; Mammalia; Chiroptera; Molossidae. Gene Ontology annotation, biological process: insulin receptor signaling pathway; regulation of transcription by RNA polymerase II. The coding region runs from base 424 to 2397 and encodes 657 amino acids. The transcript has 3 exons.
CGUAAGUCGGGCGGCCGCGUAGUAGCUGCAGCCUCCGUUGCCGCAUCCACAUUCAACAGGCAGCAGCGCCGCGGUCGCGCCGCCGAAGAGAGCGAGCGGCCCGCGGCGUCCGUCAGUUCUCCGGCCCGCGGGCCGUGUCAGCAGGAGCGCGGCGCCGGUGCUGCCUGGGCCCGGCGACCCUGGCCUGCCGUCCGGUCGGUGCAGCGGACCCGUAGGAGUCUAGAUGUUGAUGGACUCGUGAAGUUAAGUUCUGGGCUCGCGCUUCCACUUCGCCGCUCCUUCUUCCCGGUUUUCGUCCCCUCUCGGCACCGACUUCGUCCCCAAUCUCUGACCGGCUCUUCGCGCUCCCUUCCCCUUGGCCCCUAGUGCUGCGCUCUACCCUUUCUUGGUUCUCCUGCGGCUGGGGGAGGGGCGGGGGUCACCAUGGCCGAAGCGCCCCAGGUGGUGGAGAUUGACCCGGACUUCGAGCCGCUGCCGCGGCCACGUUCGUGCACCUGGCCGCUGCCCAGGCCGGAGUUUAGCCAGUCCAACUCGGCUACCUCCAGCCCGGCGCCGUCGGCCGUCGCGAACUCCGACGCCGCCGCGGGCCUGCCUUCGGCGGCCGCUGUCAACGCCGAUUUCAUGAGCAACUUGAGCCUGCUGGAGGAGAGCGGGGACUUCCAGCAGGCGCCCGGCUCGGUGGCGGCGGCCGCGGCGGCGGCCGCAGUGGCUGCCGCGGCGGCGGCCGCCGCCGCCACCGGGGGACUGUGCGGGGACUUCCAGGGCCCAGAGGCUGGCUGCCUGCACCCGGCGCCGCCGCAGCCCCCGCCUCCCGGGCCGUUGUCGCAGCACCCGCCUGUGCCUCCUGCCGCUGCGGGAUCGCUCGCUGGGCAGCCGCGCAAGAGCAGCUCGUCCCGCCGAAACGCGUGGGGCAACCUGUCCUACGCCGACCUCAUCACCAAGGCCAUCGAGAGCUCCGCCGAGAAGCGGCUCACGCUGUCUCAGAUCUACGAGUGGAUGGUCAAGAGUGUGCCCUACUUCAAGGAUAAGGGUGACAGUAACAGCUCGGCGGGCUGGAAGAAUUCAAUUCGUCAUAAUCUGUCCCUGCACAGCAAGUUCAUCCGUGUGCAGAAUGAAGGAACUGGAAAAAGUUCUUGGUGGAUGCUCAACCCAGAGGGAGGCAAGAGUGGAAAAUCCCCCAGGAGAAGAGCUGCGUCCAUGGACAACAACAGUAAAUUUUCUAAGAGCCGAGGCCGAGCCGCCAAGAAAAAAGCAUCCCUCCAGUCUGGUCCAGAGGGUGCUGGGGACAGUCCGGGGUCUCAAUUCUCUAAAUGGCCUGCCAGCCCUGGCUCUCACAGCAAUGAUGACUUUGAUAACUGGAGUACAUUUCGUCCUCGAACUAGCUCAAAUGCUAGUACUAUUAGUGGGAGACUUUCUCCCAUCAUGACUGAACAGGAUGACCUUGGCGAUGGGGAUGUGCAUUCAAUGGUGUACCCACCCUCCGCUGCAAAAAUGGCUUCUACUCUGCCCAGUCUGUCAGAGAUAAGCAAUCCUGAAAACAUGGAAAACCUUUUGGAUAAUCUCAACCUCCUGUCAUCACCACCAUCAUUAACUGUUUCAACCCAGUCUUCACCUGGCACCAUGAUGCAGCAGACACCAUGCUACUCAUUUGCACCACCAAACACCAGUCUGAAUUCACCCAGUCCAAACUACCAAAAAUAUACCUAUGGCCAAUCCAGCAUGAGCCCUUUGCCCCAGAUGUCAUUGCAAACACUUCAGGACAAUAAAUCGAGCUAUGGAGGUUUGAAUCAGUAUAACUGUGCUCCAGGACUCUUGAAGGAGUUACUUACUUCUGACUCUCCUCCCCAUAAUGACAUUAUGGCACCAGUGGAUUCUGGGGUGGCCCAACCUAACAACCGGGUUCUGGGCCAGAAUGUGUUGAUGGGCCCUAAUUCAGUCAUGCCAAGCUAUGGCAGCCAGGCAUCUCAUAACAAAAUGAUGAAUCCCAGCUCCCAUACCCACCCUGGUCAUGCUCAGCCAACGUCUGUAGUUAAUGGGCGUGCCUUGCCCCAUGCAGUAAACACCAUGCCUCACACCUCGGCCAUGAACCGCCUAGCCCCAGUGAAGACAGCUGUACAAGUGCCUCUGCCCCAUCCCAUGCAGGUGAAUGCCCUUGGGGGCUACUCUUCGGUGAGCAGCUGCAAUGGCUAUGGCAGAAUGGGCAUUCUCCACCAGGAGAAGCUCCCAAGUGACUUGGACGGCAUGCUUAUCGAACGCUUGGACUGUGACAUGGAGUCCAUCAUUCGGAAUGACCUCAUGGAUGGAGAUACGUUGGAUUUUAAUUUUGACAAUGUGUUGCCCAACCAAAGCUUUCCACACAGUGUCAAGACGACAACACAUAGCUGGGUGUCAGGCUAAGAGUGAGUUAGUGAGCAGGCUACACUUAAAAGUACUUCAGAUUGUCUGACAGCAGGAACUGAGAGAAGUCCAAAGAUGUUCUUCAUCCCAUCUUUUCAUUUUCUUGAUU